UUCACUUCAUUCACGUCGUAGGAGCAGGUCACUUACUUCAUUCAUGCCCGUUUAAAUUCCGUUUUAUCAGCGAAAUUCGACCGAUGCAUUGUUCAGGACGGCUAAUCUACUGCAUUCAGAGAAUAUUUUAAGUAUAUUGUGUUUUCUAGCGUGUUGAAAUUAUUAUUUGAAUGUAGUUUUCGUGCGGAUGGUCGGCGAGCUUCGUGGACUUUCAGGAUAGGGCAACAGUGGUGUUUUAAACUUCGCCUCGUUUAUUUAUUUCUAAAAGUUUAGCGUGAUUUGUAUUUGAGUCGUUUGCAAAGUUUGCAAGGAUGAGCGCUGGAAUCGCAAAGGUGGCGAAGCCAUCGACUCAUGUCGAUCCCAAAUCUGCUCCUCUUAAAGAGAUCCCUGAUAUUUUGGUGGAUCCCAGAACCAUGAAACGAUACAUGCGAGGUCGCUUUCUCGGAAAAGGAGGAUUUGCAAAAUGUUACGAAAUUACUGAUAUGGACACGAAGGAGGUUUUCGCAGGGAAAGUCGUGCCCAAGUCGAUGCUACUGAAGCCGCACCAGAAAGAGAAGAUGAGCACAGAAAUCGCCAUUCACAAAAGUCUCGAUAACCAACACGUUGUGGGAUUUCACGGCUUUUUCGAGGAUGAUGAUUUCGUGUAUGUGGUUUUGGAGAUCUGUCGGAGACGGUCUCUCCUGGAGUUGCACAAGCGGAGAAAGGCUGUAACGGAGCCUGAGGCCAGAUACUUCAUGCGCCAUACUAUCCAGGGUUGCCAGUACUUGCACAACAACAGAGUCAUCCAUCGUGAUCUCAAAUUGGGGAAUCUGUUCCUCAGCGAUGACAUGGAGGUGAAGAUCGGCGACUUUGGUUUGGCUACAAAGAUCGAGUUUGAUGGUGAACGGAAGAAGACCCUGUGUGGCACUCCAAACUACAUUGCACCUGAGGUGCUCUGCAAGAAGGGCCACAGUUUUGAGGUGGAUGUUUGGUCACUGGGAUGCAUUCUGUACACAUUGCUGGUUGGAAAGCCUCCAUUUGAGACGUCCUGUCUGAAGGAGACCUACAUCAGAAUCAAGAAGAAUGAGUACUCCGUACCUAGACAUAUUAAUCCAGUUGCUGCUGCUCUGAUUCGUCGUAUGCUGCACGCUGACCCCACACUCAGACCUUCGAUGUCCGACCUGUUGGCGGAUGAGUUUUUCACCUCCGGUUACGCUCCCGUGCGCCUGCCCACUUCCUGUCUCACUGUACCUCCCAGAUUCUCCAUCGCACCCUCCAGCCUGGAUCCUGCACUCCUCCGUAAACCCCUCUCAUGCCUUAAUAAAGGAACAGACAGUCCGAUAGAGAAAAUGGGCAAAAUGGAGAAGCCACAACGGGAAGAUCUCCAGCAAAGAGAUGGACCUGAACAACCUGACUCCCAUUUGAUUGACCUGUUGGAGCAGCUGACCAGCGUUAAUGCAGCAAGGCCGUCUGAAAGAGACUUUGUUAGACAAGAGGAAGCUGAUGAUCCUGCUUGUAUUCCUGUCUUCUGGAUUAGUAAAUGGGUUGACUACUCUGACAAAUACGGCCUCGGUUAUCAGCUGUGUGAUAACAGUGUUGGAGUUCUGUUCAAUGAUUCCACGCGUUUGAUCAUGUACACCGACGGUGACAGUCUGCAGUACAUUGACCGCAACACUGCAGAAUCCUACCUCAGCGUGCGCUCCUACCCCUCAGCGCUCUCCAAAAAAAUUACCCUCCUCAAGUAUUUCAGGAAUUACAUGAGCGAGCACUUGCUGAAGGCUGGAGCAAACAUCACUCCCCGGGACGGAGAUGAGCUCACCCGACUGCCCUACCUUCGUCACUGGUUCCGCACAAAGAGCGCCAUCGUGUUGCACCUUAGCAACGGAACUGUCCAGAUCAACUUUUUCCAGGACCACACUAAGCUUAUCGUGUGUCCUCUAAUGGGAGCAGUUACGUACAUCAAUGAGAAGCGUGAGUUCUGCACCUAUAAAAUGAGCCUGAUCGAAGAGUUCGGCUGCUGUAAAGAGCUGGCCAGUCGCAUGCGAUACGCGCGCAACAUGGUGGAAAAGCUUAUGACCUGCAAAAGCACUGCUGCAGCCACUACCUCCACCCACUGAUCUUGUGACAUCAUAACGGAGGGCUAAAGGGUAUGAGGUCGCAAUUGACCUGCACAUGAUCUCCCUCACCUGAGUCUGAGGGGCCCUUAAAUGUUUUUGAUGCAAAACGUUAUGUGGGUUCUACACUAUCAUUUCUUCCUUUGGAUCUGUUGUUUACUCUUGUUUUCGGGGUUGGAAGUUUAACACCUUGCAAGCUGUCUGUAUCAUGUGAAUGCUCUUUGUACAUGUUUUAAUGUUUUAGAACUUGUCUGUCUUUUUGACUGUUUUUUUUUUGUAUAAAAGCUUCUGGAAAUUAAUCUUAAUGUGUAUUUGAAAUGACUUAUUCCGGAUGAAUAAAGGUCUGCUUUUAGAGAAAUUAAGAUAUACCUAAUGUUAAAUAAAUGUUAAAAUGUUUUGAAA
Triplophysa dalaica is the source of this 2495-nucleotide messenger RNA. RefSeq names its product polo-like kinase 1 (Drosophila) (gene plk1). Lineage: Eukaryota; Metazoa; Chordata; Actinopteri; Cypriniformes; Nemacheilidae. Gene Ontology annotation, molecular function: protein binding; ATP binding; protein serine/threonine kinase activity. The coding region runs from base 312 to 2096 and encodes 594 amino acids. Gene Ontology annotation, biological process: protein phosphorylation; mitotic cell cycle; regulation of cytokinesis. The transcript has 11 exons. Gene Ontology annotation, cellular component: spindle pole; nucleus; cytoplasm. The record is from RefSeq and is a predicted model, not a curated record.